CCUCCUUUCAAAGCAGGAAGUGGACUUCUGAACACACGCUCGGUCACUUUUCGGUUGAAAUUGAAGUCUUUCCAACCGUGUUGGGUCAUGAUGUCUGGCGCGUGUUUGCUGCGUGACGUGUCUCUCUGCUCACCAGUAGGGGAGAUUAUGCUGACCGGCUGUGAGAUGGGAGUACACACCAUUGACAUCCAAGUGGAAAAAAGAUCAAGUCGCUAUUGGCUUGCUCAACACAUGGUCUCUAAUGGGCAGUCAGAAAUAAGCUCUGAAUUACAGCGCUGUGUUGAUUGGCUUCAGUGUUACUUCAUCCACCCAGAGUCUGUCAGUUCUCUUCCUCCACCUGCCUUUCACCAUCCACUUCUGCAGAAUGAUUCCUUUACUGCAAAAGUACUGUGGACACUGUUUAAGAAGGUGGAGCUCGGUAAAACUGUCACAUAUAAGCAGCUUGCUGAGAUGGCGGGAAAUCCAAAAGCUGUACGAGCAGUGGGAGGAGCCAUGAGAAGAAACCCGAUUCCUCUGAUAGUUCCAUGUCAUCGGGUGAUGUGUAGUUCAGGAGAGAGUGGGCGAUACAUGGGAGGGAAAGGAGAUCAUAUUAAAGUGUGGCUGCUCACUCAUGAGAAGAAAGCUUUAGAGGAGGUCAAUCCAGAAAAGACUGAAGAAUCCACCUAAUGACUUUCUUUUUCUUCACUGCUUGUUCAAAGAAAAAAGUGAAUAUGUUGUUCUCUUAAGAGAAGAGAGUUUGAGUUUGAAGAGUUAAGAGUUUGGGAAAAAACCUGCGUUCAAUUUGAGAAAAUUGACUCCUAUAGUCUCUUUAUAGAUUUGAGUACUUUCUUUGUGUUAAAUUCGAGAGCAUGCAGUUUCAUUAGUUGCUAAACUGGACAGUACAGAAUUGGAUUUCGGUUUAUGUUGUUUAAUCUAUUAUUGUUACAUUAACAUUGUAUAUAUGUUAUUGAUUAUCAGUACAGUUGUGCUUGUGGAUAAUCAAGCUGUUUUAUUUAAUCCCAAGGAUUGUGGAAAAAGUAUGGAAAUUGUAAUUUCUUUAUUAAGUUGAAUAUUUUGACAUCCUCAUCGUUUUUUCUCUGAUGCAUAUUGAUAUUUUUAUACAAAGAUAUUUUGUAGACGGUAUUUUAUC
Triplophysa dalaica is the source of this 1129-nucleotide messenger RNA. It is a transcript of the gene mgmt, whose product is annotated as O-6-methylguanine-DNA methyltransferase. Lineage: Eukaryota; Metazoa; Chordata; Actinopteri; Cypriniformes; Nemacheilidae. The record is from RefSeq and is a predicted model, not a curated record. Gene Ontology annotation, biological process: DNA repair. Gene Ontology annotation, molecular function: methylated-DNA-[protein]-cysteine S-methyltransferase activity. The transcript has 5 exons. Gene Ontology annotation, cellular component: nucleus. Bases 88 to 666 code for a protein of 192 amino acids.